AUGACUUUGCUGAUAAAAUAUCAUAAUAAUAAAAUUAAUUCUAAUUAACGUCAACUUGUAUUUAAGUUUGGAUAAAAUUUUUACAAAAUUUUUCAUGCCCCGCUAAUGGGAUAACGUUUGAAUUAUAUUUUGCUUUCGUUCGUAGAAAUGUUUAAAAAUAGAAAAAUUUAAUUAUACUGACAUUAAACAUUACUUAUCGCAAUAGAAUAAUUUAGUGACCUUUGUAUAAUUUCCAGUUUUUGAUAAGUGCUUAUAAUUAAAAUAUCACGACUGAAUAAUAGAAAGUGAAUAAAACAAAAAAAAAAAUAAUAAUAAUAAUUAAAUUACUUAAGCAUUUGAGGUUUGCAAACAUCUUUUCUAAAAAUGGAUAUAACCCUUAGUUUUAUCGAUCUAAUUAAAUUAGGCAUCAAAUUUAUUUCUCACAGAUUGCAACAAUAUUAUCUGACUACUAAUGAAUAUGAAAUAAUUAAUACGCUUUAUGGCCGUGUGAAAGGGGUGAAGCGUGUUACAGUAUACGAUAAGUUUUAUUAUGCUUUUGAAGGUAUACCGUACGCUAAGCCGCCCAUAGGAGAAUUGCGAUUCCGUGCACCACAACCGCCCGAAUCGUGGAAGAAUGUCCUCGACUGCACUAAUUGUCGCAAUAAACCUAUGCAAAAGCAUAUGGCAAUAAAAUACAUUGAGGGUUCAGAAGAUUGUCUAUAUCUUAAUGUAUAUACCAAGAAGCUAAAUAGCCAAACGCCAUUGCCGGUUAUGGUUUGGAUCUACGGUGGUGGUUUUCAAAUAGGAGAAGCGACACGUGACGUCUAUGCUCCGGAUUACUUCAUGUUUAAGGACGUUGUGUUUGUUACCUUAAACUAUCGUCUUGGAAUUUUUGGAUUCUUAAGUUUUAAUGAUCCUGAAUUAGAUAUACCUGGUAAUGCUGGUCUUAAAGAUCAAGUUAUGGCUUUACGUUGGGUCAAGGAUAACAUACAUCAUUUUAAUGGUGAUCCCGACAAUAUAACGCUGUUCGGAUUAAGUGCAGGAGGAGCCUCUGCACACUUCCUCAUGUUAAGCGAGCAGGGACGUGGCCUCUUCCACAAAGCCAUUUUACAGUCCGGUUGUGCUUUAAAUCCUUGGGUUAACACAACAUUAGCUGAUAGGAAUCAUCGUUUGGCCUGCUCUCUUGGCUACCAGGGUAAUAACAACGACCGGGAUAUUUAUCGAUUUCUAAGCAAAAUAGAAGGGAAACGUUUAGCAGAUCCGGAGGCUCGUCUUUUAAACAAAUCAGAGCGUUUCAAUAAUAUAAUGACCUUAUUUGUUCCUGUGGUGGAACCUUAUGAAACUGCUCAGUGCAUUAUUAGUAAGCCCUACAAAGCAUGUAUGCAGGAAGCUUGGAGUAAUCAUAUACCAAUGAUAAUUGGCGCUACAUCUUAUGAAGGCCUUUUCUACAAAAAUAUCGUUGGUUUACAUCCCUUCCUAAUUGAAGAAUUGGAUGAUUGCUCGUCAUUGUUAAUGCCAGAAACAAAAAUAUCAGAAGAUCCACAAGCGAUACAAAAAAUGGCUCUAGAACUUAAGAAUACCUAUUUCAAAAAUACAAAAUUAUCCGUUGAACAAAACUUACAUGAAUAUUUACACUUGAUGUCGCACCGAAGUUUCUGGCAUGGUAUACAUCGAGUCAUAUUAGCACGUCGCAAAUAUGCUCCAUUUACCAACACAUAUUGUUAUCGUUUCGAUUUUGAUUCGGAAUAUUUUAAUCAAUUUCGUUUAUUGAAAUGCGGUUCCGGAGUACGAGGAGUUUGUCACGCCGAUGACCUUUCCUAUCUCUUCUAUGACGUGAUGGCGACUACGUUAGACAUUAAUACCAAUGAAUAUAAAACUAUAAAAAGAAUGGUAGGCAUGCUGUACAAUUUUGCCUUAAAUUCAGAUCCUAACUGCCCGGAAAUACAACCAAUUGAAUGGCAACCAGUGCAGAAGGGUCCAGAGGCUUACAAAUGUUUGAAUAUUGGUGAAAAACUGGAAUUUACAGAGUUACCCGAGCUUAAUCAACUAAAAUUAUGGGAUUCAUUUUAUGAAAAAGUGGGCCUAAUAUAAAAUACUAAGCAAUAUUAGUAUAACUGUCCGAAUAUAUGGUUUACAUUUCAUAAGAAAUCCUUAAGAAAUAAGGGGAAGAAGCUGGUGGUGGAUGUUACUUUUAAAGGAAAAAAGAGUUUACAUGAAAUCAAUUUAAUUGCAACUACGAAAGUGUGAAUCAUAUAUUCGGACAAAAGGUUAUCUACCAUAACGCAAAGAAAUUUUUCCGAAAAAGGACUACAAAUUUCGAGUGAAAAAUCACAAAUCCUAACAAAAAGGACAAUAAACGAUCAGAUAUAUGAAGAAAUGUUAA
This is a messenger RNA of Glossina fuscipes, 2362 nucleotides long. RefSeq names its product esterase B1-like. The record is from RefSeq and is a predicted model, not a curated record. Lineage: Eukaryota; Metazoa; Arthropoda; Insecta; Diptera; Glossinidae. The transcript is spliced from 4 exons. The coding region runs from base 364 to 2070 and encodes 568 amino acids.